This is a messenger RNA of Polypterus senegalus (gray bichir), 6318 nucleotides long. It is a transcript of the gene rock1, whose product is annotated as Rho-associated, coiled-coil containing protein kinase 1. Bases 825 to 4895 code for a protein of 1356 amino acids. Gene Ontology annotation, biological process: embryonic morphogenesis; Rho protein signal transduction; regulation of cell junction assembly. Gene Ontology annotation, cellular component: cytoskeleton; cytoplasm. The transcript has 33 exons. Gene Ontology annotation, molecular function: ATP binding; Rho-dependent protein serine/threonine kinase activity; small GTPase binding. The record is from RefSeq and is a predicted model, not a curated record. Lineage: Eukaryota; Metazoa; Chordata; Cladistia; Polypteriformes; Polypteridae.
UGUCUACAGGACUGUUUGAACAGGAAGGCGGACAUGUUUGUCAGUGAAGCGGAGGGACUGGGGAACUUGGUUAUAUUUUUUAAAAAUAAUACCACUUUAAGAGAAGAAAAAAAGUCCAAAACAUAGUUUUCCUUUUGGAGGGAACUGACCUGUCUGGAAUCACGACUUUAUCUGAAGCUAUAAGAUGCUGAAUGAGCAGUGAGCUGGAGGAACCAAGAUGUUUAAUCGGAGCUGUAAUUCGAACUCUUCGAAAUUUUGCGGCUGAAGUUUUUUCCUUCCCAUUUCAACUUUUGCAGCUGUCAGUCGCUUUGCGUUUUUCGCUCUCACCCAUUGCAUUGCCUCCCUCUUCGCCUUUUUUCUUCCUGCUGCCUUUAGGCCCAUCAACCUGAAGAAAUGCACUUUCGGUAAACAAUGAGAGGCGACGAUUUCGCCGCGGUUGCCCGCGUAUGGUGCAGACGUGUCUGUGAGUGCGAGGGACGGACGCCGCUGGAUUUUCGUUUUUCCUGCUGAAGCUGUCAGGCUGUGUUGGUGGGCGAGAUCGGAGAGCAAACAGUAGCCAAAACUGGACUACUUUUUUCCACUUUUAAAAUGUGGCAUUCGCUUUUCGAUGGCCUCGGUAUAUGUUACUGUGCACGCAAAAAGCUGAAAGAUGACUUGCUGAGACAGGCUGCGCUUUCUUAAAACGCCGAACUUGACUGUUAAACUGCAGAGGCCGACAGCAGCCCUCUCGAUCCGCCUUCGGGCGCGAGUGCUCUUGAAGUACUUUCGCCGUUUCUUUCUUUGCAUACAUUUUGUGUUUGGGGAGUUUAACUUUGACAGCCACCAUGUCUGCUGGAGAAGCAUUGGAUGCUCGAUUGGAGAAAAUCGAUUCUUUGCUAAAGGAUCCCAAAUCAGAAAUCAAUACCGACUGUUUGCUGGAUAGCUUAGAUGCCCUGGCCUAUGACUUGGAUUUUCCAGCACUAAGAAAAAACAAAAAUAUCGACAACUUCUUAAAUCGAUACAAAAACACAGUUAGCAAAGUUCGAGACCUGCGAAUGAAAGCAGAUGACUAUGAAGUGGUUAAAGUAAUUGGCAGAGGAGCCUUUGGAGAAGUCCAGCUGGUAAGGCAUAAAUCAACAAGAAAAGUGUUUGCAAUGAAGCUUCUCAGCAAAUUUGAAAUGAUCAAGAGGUCUGAUUCUGCAUUCUUCUGGGAAGAAAGAGAUAUUAUGGCUUUUGCUAAUAGCCCCUGGGUAGUUCAGCUAUUUUAUGCUUUUCAAGAUGACCGCUAUCUUUACAUGGUAAUGGAAUACAUGCCAGGAGGAGACCUAGUCAAUCUGAUGAGUAAUUAUGAUGUUCCUGAAAAAUGGGCCAGGUUUUACACAGCAGAAGUAGUUCUUGCACUAGAUGGAAUCCAUUCUAUGGGCUUCAUUCACAGGGAUGUAAAACCAGAUAACAUGCUAUUGGAUAAAGCUGGGCACCUGAAACUUGCUGAUUUUGGAACCUGCAUGAAAAUGAAUCAGGAUGGCAUGGUACGAUGUGACACAGCUGUGGGAACUCCUGAUUACAUUUCCCCAGAGGUACUAAAGUCACAGGGUGGAGAUGGCUAUUAUGGAAGAGAAUGUGACUGGUGGUCUGUUGGAGUUUUUUUGUAUGAAAUGCUUGUAGGGGACACACCAUUUUAUGCAGAUUCUUUAGUUGGAACAUACAGCAAAAUUAUGAACCACAAGAAUGCUCUCACUUUUCCAGAUGACAAUGAUAUAUCUAAAGAUGCUAAAAAUCUUAUAUGUGCCUUUCUUACAGAUAGGGAAGUGCGGUUAGGGCGCAAUGGAGUGGAAGAAAUUAAGCGACAUCCUUUUUUCAAGAAUGACCAGUGGUCAUGGGAGAGUAUUAGAGACACUGCUGCCCCUGUUGUGCCCGAAUUAAGCAGUGAUAUUGAUACAAGUAACUUUGAUGACAUUGAGGAAGACAAAGGGGAGGAAGAGACCUUUCCUAUACCUAAGGCAUUUGUUGGCAACCAGCUACCUUUUGUGGGAUUCACAUACUACAGUGGUCACCAGUUUUCCCAAAGCUCUACUACAAGAUCUAGUGACAAGAGGAGUAGUUCUUCCACAGUAGAUAAAAGUCAAUUGGAUGAACUGCAAAAAAGACUUUAUCAACUUGAAGAACAGCUCCAUAAUGAGAUGCAGUUGAAAGAUGAAAUGGAGCAGAAGUUUAGGGCAUCAAACUCCAAACUUGAGAAGAUCAUGAAGGAGCUGGAUGAAGAGGUCUCCCAGAGAAAAUUAAUUGAGUCUACAGUUUCUCAGCUUGAAAAAGAAAAAAUGCUGACUCAGCAUCGAGCAAAUGAUUUCCAAAGGAAGAGUGAUCAGGAAGCUGAAAAAAGACGGAAUAUGGAAAAUGAGGUAUCGACUUUAAAAGAACAAUUGGAAGAUUUAAGAAAAAUUAGUCAAAAUUCUCAGAUUUCAAAUGACAAGAUUGUGCAUUUGCACAAACAACUUGAAGAAGCCAAUGACUUGUUGAGAACAGAGUCUGACACAGUUGCCAGGCUCCGGAAGAGCCAAACAGAAAUGACAAAGUCAAUGAGUCAACUGGAAGCUAUCAACCGGGAUUUGCAAGAAAGGAACAGAGGGAUGGAAAACUCAAAAUUACAGCUGGAGAAAGAAAAUUUUCAGUUGCAGGUGAACUUGGAUUCAGAAAAAAGAAACUGGAUGCAGGGAUCAGAAGAAAUCAAAGAACAGCAAGCCCGGAUAGCUGGUUUACAAGAAGAUAUUCGGAAUCUCAAAAUGAGCCUCUCCAAAACAGAAGCUGAAAAGAAACAAGCACAAGAAAGGAGUAAUCAUAUGGAAAAGGAAAAGAACAAUUUAGAAAUUGACUUGAAUUAUAAGCUAAAGACUUUGCAGCAGCGAUUGGAGCAAGAGGUCAUGGAGCAUAAAGUGACAAAGGCUCAGUUGACAGACAAGUAUGAAUCAGUAGAAGAGGCAAAAUCGGUGGCCAUGCAUGCAAUGGAACUGAAAGUGGCAGAGGAGAGUGCAGCACGACUCAAAGCAGAGAAUCGGGUUGUGGAAGUAGAGAAACAGUGUUCCAUGUUGGAAUUUGACUUGAAGCAGUCUGUGCAGAAAAUUGAGCAGCUUAUGAAGCAAAAGGAGCGACUUGAAGAAGAGGUCAGUCAUUUGAAUGUUAGACUGGAGCAGGAAAUGAACAAGCGAGUAAUAAUGCAAAAUGAAGUGAAGAACUGGGCAGUAGAAACUGAUAAAGUGAAGGGUUCUGAAAAACAGCUGAAACAGGAAAUCAAUACAUUGUUAGAAGCAAAGAGGUCUCUGGAAUUCCAGCUGGCACAUCUUAGCAAACAGUACAGAGGAAAUGAGGGUCAGAUGCGAGAACUUCAGGACCAACUUGAAGCAGAGCAAUAUUUCUCAACACUGUACAAGACCCAGGUCAGAGAGCUGAAAGAGGAGGUUGAAGAGCGAAGCAAGCAAAUACAGGAAUUUCAGAAAAAAGUCCAGGAUUUAGUUAAUGAAAGGGAUUCCCUUUCGGCACAGCUGGAUCUCACAUUUACCAAGGCUGAGUCAGAACAGCUGGCACGGGCACUGCAGGAGGAACAAUAUUUUGAACUAACUCAGGAAAGCAAAAAGGCAGCAACUAGGCACAAGCAGGAGUGCACAGAAAAAGACCACAUUAUUAUUAUGCUUGAAGAGUCAAAUAAAACUCUGACCAAAGAUGUGGAAAACUUAACAAAAGAAAAAGCUGAUCUUAAUGAGAAGGUGAAGACACAACUGGAAGAAUUUGAGAGAGAAAAAGAAGAGCUUUCUACAUCUGUUAAAAAUAAUUAUGAGAAGAUACUCAAUACAGAGCGCACUCUCAAAACACAGGCUGUCAACAAGUUAGCAGAAAUUAUGAAUAGAAAAGACAUGAAAAUGGACAGGAAAAAAACUAGCAAUGCAGAUCUACGAAAGAAAGAGAAGGAAAAUAGAAAGUUGCAAUUGGAACUGAUCCAGGAGAAGGAAAAAUUUAACCAUAUGGCUGUAAAAUACCAGAAAGAGUUGAAUGAGAUGCAGGCGCAAUUAGCGGAGGAGAACAACUACCGUACUGAGCUACAGAUGCAAUUAGACAGUAAAGAGAGUGACAUUGAACAACUACGCCAGAAAGUUAAUGACUUACAGCUCAGAAUGGACAACUCUAGUGUAGCCAGUCUGCAGCCUGAUGAGGCAGAUGGCAAUUUACCAGAAUCACGUUUGGAGGGAUGGCUGUCGAUACCUAAUCGAGCCAAUAUAAAACGAUAUGGGUGGAAGAAACAGUAUGUUGUGGUCAGUAGUAAAAAGAUUCUGUUCUACAAUGAUGAAACAGAUAAAGAGCAAUCCAACCCUUCUAUGGUACUAGAUAUAGACAAAUUAUUUCAUGUGAGGCCAGUAACUCAAGGAGAUGUAUACAGGGCUGAUGUGGAUGAAAUCCCCAGGAUUUUUCAGAUCCUUUAUGCCAAUGAAGGGGAGUGCAGGAAAGAUGCAGAAGUUGAAACAGUACAGCCAGCUGAUAAAACUAAUUUCUUCUCUCAUAAGGGACAUGAAUUUAUUCCCACACUCUAUCAUUUCCCAACUAAUUGUGAGGCCUGUGCCAAGCCUCUCUGGCAUGUCUUUAAACCACCUCCAGCUCUGGAAUGUAGGCAGUGCCACGUUAAGUGCCAUAAAGAUCAUUUGGACAAGAAAGAAGAACUAAUAGCUCCUUGUAAAGUAAACUAUGAUGUUACCUCAGCAAGAGAUAUGUUACUUCUGGCUUUGUCACAAGAUGAACAGAAGAAAUGGAUAGGACACCUGGGAAAGAAAAUCCCCAAGACUCCACCUUCUUCAUUUGUACGUGCUUCUCCAAGGAACGUGUCGUCUAGGUCCACAAACCAGUCUUUCCGUAGGCCACAAAAACCAAGCUAACUGCUUAUACCUUGGGAUGUUCAUGGAACUUUUAUUUUUUUAUCAACACAUAGAGCUUCUACUAUAAAGCUACAGUAGAGGGGAUUGCACUUCAGCACUGUCACAAAUUACUUCAAGUUUUCGUAAUGACAAGUCCCUCUUUCACGACGGAAAAAAUUACCUUCACGAAAAGAAGUUCCUGCACCUUUGUUAUAUUACUAGUGUCGAUAUACCAAGAAUGAAGCAAGUUGCUUUUAAUAUAUUUUUUUUUUCAGUUUUUCCAUUAAAACCAAACCAAAAUGCUGCUUCAGAAUCUCAGUCGACUUUGACUUUUUGUGUGAAAAUUUCUCGGCCUUUUUUUUUUAUUGUGAAUAGAAGCAUUUUUUUAUGUGGACUCAUCAACAACUUAGAUAAUGGAUAAUUAUUUUGAACAUAUAUUUGGGAAAAUAAGCAGGAGCCAGUUAAGAACUAGGAGUUUUUGUUUUUUUUUUUUUUUGUUUUCCCCUGAUGACAGUGAAAUGGCGUCAGGUAGCAGUGUUCAGUAAAGAUGACAUUUUGAUGCCUUUGCUGUGGGAUCACCAUUGCCUUAAUGCAGCUUUGAAUCAACAGCUUUUCUUCACAAUUACUGCGUAUGGUUUAAAAAAAAAAAAAAAAUCAUUGACGAGGGAAAUAAGGAUACAAUGGAAUGACAUUGUGGAUAUUACCGAUGCUCAUUCUUCAUCUAUGCAUUGCAUUUUUCCAAGCCAUACUGAGGAUGCAAAGGCCUUAGGGAACUAACAGUUAUAUAUUGUAUUUUGAGUGUUUUGGGAUAUGUUUUAAUUGUUAUUUUAAUGUAUUGUCUUGCAUUGAAUUUUAAUUAAGGGUAUGAAUAAAAAACAUUAAAUUAACAAAAAUAUAAGAAACUGCACUGUUUGUAAUAUAAAUUAUUAUUAUAACACUUAACAGAAAUAGUGUUUUGACCCAUUUAGUGCCUUAACUUCAGAUUAUUGUUUUACUGCCAUAUCCAUUUAUCUAGACAGCUAAAAAAGUAACAUUUUUAUGUCAUGUUUUGUUAUGCCUUUUUGACCCAAGAUGGUUUUGUAUCAUUUUAAUUUUGGAGAAACACAAUAUAAAUUACAAGUAAACUGCCUGUUUCAGUGGAAUAUUCCAGCAUAGUGGUGUAAACUGUUUCACUUCAAGUUCUAUCCUUUAGUUUUAUUUAACGUUCUUUUCUCCCUCUGCUUGAGAGAAUUGUCUUGUAAAUGAUGUUAGCCUCCUGCUAUACAGCUGGGCACAACAAUAUUGUGGUUUAUUUUUAAAUGAAUACCUCCUUGAUAAUUUAUAAUGGCUUUGCAGUUUCAUUUAAUAAAUAUAAGCACUGGAAAUUAGAUUUGUGUCAAAGACCCAUUGUACUUUAUAAUAUUAAUAAAUGCAAGACUGUAACAAUAAACAUAUAUUCAAUACA